AGCAAGGAAUUUAAUUAAUCCACGAUUUUCUCAAAAAGUAUCUUGGUAACAACUAAAAUAUUGACUUUAGUGUAUCACGCUGGCAUUUAGAUUAGAAAGUUCAUGCUGGAAAAUUUCCAUGAAAAUUAUUGGAACUGGAAUUUUCUGUUAGUAUGCGCUUUUUCACGUAUCAACUGCAAAAUUUAUGAAAAACUCUGCUGCGGUUUUAAGAGGAGUAUGUUGCACUGACAAACUGUUCAGUUGUCUAACCGUCUAUCAUUCUUUAUAAUCGUAUCUGGUCCCUAUCUUUCUUAUAGGGAUUCAGAACAAUAUGUAACUUAACAAAUAUUGUUUAUGAUUUGAUGGCGUAGCAUGGUUUGACCGAAGGUAAUUUGGCAAAGUUUAAGGUCACUGGAAGAAAAAGUGCAUACGUCGUGUCCAGUCCAUAUCUUUUUUAUAGAAGAAAAUUUGAAUAUAUAACUUCACAAUAAGAUUGUCUUUGACCUCAGAAAGUGUCAGGAUUUUUGGGUCACUUGGAAGAAAAGUACAUAAUUCAUAUCCGGUCUAUAUCUUUCUGAUAGAGAACAUUGGAAAUCCCCACUUUUCACAGAUAUCUUUAACCCGAGGGUUUUUCAAAAGUUUGACCCAAAUUGAAUUGCGCAGGUAUAAGGUUACUUAGAUUGCCUUAGGCCUGAAAAUAUGUGUUGACCUUGCGCUUUGUUAAUUUGUGAAAUUUCAAGGUCACUGGAAGAAAAAAUGGUGCAUCCAUUACUUUCUAAUUAGGAAAUACAACAAGUGGACUUUGACGGAUAAUAUGAACCUCUCUGGGAUAUUGAAAUUAUUGACAAAAUCUUCAUAAAAUUACAGUUUUAAAACCUUUAAAAACUACAAUAUUUUGCAUAAUUAAAAUUAUCUUAUAGAAACCACAAAUAAUUUCCAACUCAUCAGUUUAAAAUCAUUAUCUGAUGCUGAAAUUACAUAUACUGCGCUUUAUAACCACAAUUUUAGGGGAAAAGAUAUGUAAAUAAGGGUUACUAGCAUAUGUAUGUAAACUGUUCCAUUCGAUAGUGGUAUUUUGUUUCCUCUUUUGUAUUUAAUUUCAAAAGUCCAUCAUAUGUUUUUCCUUGAUCGAUAAAAAACACCUUUGUUGCUAAUUAAUAACAGAUGUGCAGCUAUAAAAACAAAGUGUUCAAAAUAGAGGUAUACCUAAAAUAAUUCAGUAAGUUCCUGGUUUAUGAUAAGCAUUUUCAAUUUAAUCUAUUAUUAUUUCCCCAAACUCAAAGGCUACACAAGAAAGGUGAAUUGAUACGCUAUCGCACCUCAAUGAUGAAACGGAAGAAAAAAGGAAUUAAUAAGGAAAUAUGGUUGAGAUAUCAAUUUUUUAAAUUAACAAUAGCCAAGUUUGGAUGAAUAAAACAAGCUUUUGGUAAAUUGUGUUUUUAGUAUAGGUUUAGUCUUCACUGAAUCAAUUUAUUCUAUUUUUUUGUAACGGUUUUUGCAAGAAACAUGCAAAAGCCAAUAUUUUUAGUCUGGUUUAUCCUGAUUGAACUCUUAACAAACGCAACACAUAGUAAAAACCCUGGCUUGAAAUCUAGGAUAACAUCUAAGGGAUUCACUUACGCUGUAAACGUAGCAUUAGAUGUCCUGUCCAAAGGCAUCACACAUAAAGGAAUUCCUGAUCAACAUGGCGUAUCCGGAAAUGUGUCAUAUGAUAUCACAAGAACAACAAUAACGAGAUUCAAGAAACCAGCAAGUACCGUAACUUUGCAAUAUGUGGGCCCUUUGUGGAAAACGUCAAACAUUGACAUUGGUCUCCAUGGUGACUUUCAGUACAAGUACAAGAAAGGAAAUAUUCCCAUUUAUGAGCAUGGAACGUUUGAUAUGACUGGUAGUGGAAUCACUUUUGCCAUAAAUCUGAUGAUAGGCAUGGAUUAUGCGGGAAGACCGACCAUAUCUUCAAGACAAUGUUCUUGCUCUGUUCAAUCGACUAAUAUAAAAUUUCAAGGUGGUAGAGCAGAGAUUUAUAACUUGUUUAGUCGAAAAGUUGAGAAGAGUUUUAAAAGUUCGAUUGAGGGUGGAAACGGAUUGCUCUGUAAGCAGUUAACAAAGCUGGUAAAUGUUGAUGGUGCAAGGUUGAUGGCGCAAUUUCCUGUCAGUGUUCCGUUUGCCAGCAAGUUUAGGAUAGAUUACAGUUUUAUGUCUAAACCAGCCUUUUCAUAUGGUUUUAUGGAAACUUACCACAAGGGUGAGGUGAAUUGGUAUGGUAACCGUGGGACCAUUCCUUUUGAUGCUCCGCCACUUCCAGCAGGCUCCAGUUCCUCCAAAAUGCUGUACCUCUGGUUUUCCGACUUCCUCUUUAACUCUAUGUCUUACACUGCUUUCUCUCAUGGAUUGUGGACCUACAACAUCACCGAUAAAAAUAUACCUGGAGGAAUUCUAAAUACAACUUGCAAAAACAUGUGCAUCGGUAAAUUAAUUCCACAGAUUGGAAAGAUGUUUCCUAACUCACAAGUAAUGAUGAACCUGAGAAGUUCAACCAUGCCCAAUAUGACUUCAGUUUACGGAAAAACAAGAGUAGAUGCAGACGCAGAUAUCAAGUUUUACGCCACAAACGGAAAGGGAAAAUUCGACUACUUUCUAACACUGAGUGCAAAUAUAUCGACGACUAUAUCGAUAACGGUAAACAACGAAAAGGUGUUUGCACGAGUUCUUAAACUUCCAAUCAACGUCAAUGUGAAAGAUUCAAAAAUAGGACAACUGAGUGGUUUUAUGCUGGAUUUCAUUGUUAAAAACAUAAUUACAACAUUCAUGGAGCCAAAGUUAAACAACCUCGGAAGAAAUGGUUUUCCUUUGCCAAUUAUAGGUUCAGUUCAUUUUGCCAAUACAGAGUUGCAUGUUCAACAGAAUUCUCUGCUGAUCGCCACUGAUGUGAAGUACUAUUAAAUUCUAUCGUACAGCAACAUUUGUGCUAAAACCGGAUCAAAAGAUGUCAGAGUUUUUUCUAACGCAGAGUUAAAGAUAUUAUUAUCUUUUAUAAGUUAUAAUUCCAAGUUUGUUUUUAAUUUAAAUGCAUUAUUGUUGGUUUUACUUGUCCACUAAAGUCUUAUAAUAAAUGCAAUACUUCAAUGGGCUGAAAAGUGUGAGUUGUGAAACAAACUGUGAGACAAGCUGUGGCUUUAAAUUGUUGGCAUAUUGUUUGUUUAAUGAGCCCAAAUUUGAAAACGAUAGAAUGUCG
This is a messenger RNA of Magallana angulata, 3214 nucleotides long. RefSeq names its product lipopolysaccharide-binding protein-like. The record is from RefSeq and is a predicted model, not a curated record. NCBI's taxonomy places the organism in Eukaryota, Metazoa, Mollusca, Bivalvia, Ostreida, Ostreidae. The transcript has 15 exons. The coding region runs from base 1486 to 2922 and encodes 478 amino acids. Gene Ontology annotation, molecular function: lipid binding.